Messenger RNA from Carica papaya (papaya), 3552 nucleotides. The record is from RefSeq and is a predicted model, not a curated record. NCBI's taxonomy places the organism in Eukaryota, Viridiplantae, Streptophyta, Magnoliopsida, Brassicales, Caricaceae.
UCUUUUGCUUACUUUGCAUAAUUUAUGGUUUGUGGCGUGGAAGUGUAUAUAUAUGAUGUACUCUUAUAUGUUGCUUCCUUUUUUACUUUCUUUAACCAUUAUAAGUCUUGGUUUUUUAAAUUUCAAUCUAGUUCUUUCUUCUGGGCUCAGUUUUAUGUGUGUGUGUUGAUGUUCUUGGUACUGCUUUCAGGACUUUAGAUAUGCAAGAUUUCAUAGAGAAAGUGGAAAACUCAAGAUGAGAUAGUAUCUUUUUGAAGUUUGCAGGUUUUGGGUAUUUGAUGUUCUUGUCGGAACUUGAGAGUUUUGAGUAUUUAGAUCGGUUUUUGUAGUGGCUUUUGAAAUUUUGGAUUCCGGGUAUUUUAGCUGUGAGUAAGCUUUCCAUUUUGUUGCGGGGGAGAAGGGGAAUCGAUGGUCAUGGAUCAACCCUUGGGAGAAUUCUAUGGUUCUCUGAACCGAUUCAGGAUUGAUGAUGAGACUUUUCCGGUCUCGUCCAAUCAAAAUCUUAUAGUUUUCAGCCAAAACUAUGUCAAUUCUGCUUCACCUCUUGAUCCAAACUCCAGUAAAGCUAGUCUAUUGUCGACCGUGAGUCAAGAGGGAGAUUCGCAUGAAGAUUAUGAUUUUAGUGAUGUGGUCCUGAAGUACAUUAGCCAGAUGCUUAUGGAAGAAGACAUAGAAGAGCAGAAUUGCAUGUUCCAAGAAUCGUCAGCAGCUCUUCAAGCUGCUGAGAAGUCAUUGUAUGAACUUAUUGGGGAAGAGUAUCCUCCAUUUCCUAACCAAAAGUCAGUUUCUAAAGUUGAUCAAAAGCAUGAAAGCCAAGAUGAAAGGCACGAUUUGACCUGCAACUACAGUAGUAGCAUUGGCUGUGUUAGUACUAGCAGCCUAACAGAUCCAGGGUGGUAUCCUCCAUUUCCUAACCAUGAGUCAGUUUCUAAUGUUGAUCAAAAGCAUGAAAGCCCGGAUGAAAAACGUGAUUUAACCAGCAACUGCAGUAGUAGCAUUAGCGUUGUUAGUCCUAGCUACCUGGCAGAUCCAGGGGGGAAUUCUGAUUUUGGUGAGCACAAGUCCUUGUGUGUUGCUUUGCAGACAAGUUCUCAGUCAUCCCCUGGUUCAGCCAACAGUGCUGCUAAUGUUGUAUAUGGGUUCAUGGAUUCCCCAGUAAGCAAUAUCAGAUUUCCCGAUAUAUUUGAUGACAGGGAGUCUGUCACGCGCUUUAAGAGAGGGCUUGAAGAGGCAAGUAAGUUCCUUCCAAACAGCACUAACCUCUCUGUUGGUCUUGGGUAUAGUGGGUUGUCUAUUAAAGAUCUAAAAGAAGAGCCCGAGUGUAUUGUAGUUAAGGCAGAGAAAAAGGUCGAGGAAGAGUGCUCACUGGAUGGAUCGAGGGGGAGAAAAAAUCCAUUCCCUGAGGAUGUGUUUACUGAAAGUGAGAGGAGGAGCAAACAAUCAGCUUUUUCUACCGACUCAAAUGUUAGUCCAGAAAUGUAUGAUAUGGUGUUGCUACAGUGUGGAAGUGGAACAGAAGCUGCUCUUCGUGAGGCCUGGCAAAAUGAGACAAAUAAGAACACCCAGCAGAACGGCCAAUUAACAGGGACCAGUGGCGGAAAGUCUCGUAGGAAGAAGCAAGAACGUAAAAAGGAUAUAGUAGAUUUAAGGACUCUCGUGACUCUUUGUGCACAAGCUGUUGGAGCUGCUGACAAUAGGAGUGCAAGUGAGCUUCUUAAACAAAUCAGACAGCAUUCUUCUCCCAUGGGGGAUGGGAUGCAGAGGAUGGCCCACUAUUUUGCUAUUGGAUUGGAGGCACGCUUAGCUGGUUCAGGAACCGAGGCUUAUGCUGCCUUAGUUAAUAAACCAGUUUCAGCUGCUGAUGUUUUGAAAGGUUAUCAUUUGUUUCUUGCUGCAUGUCCAUUUAGGAAGAUGUCAAAUUUCUUCUCAAACAAGACAAUCAUAAAAGUAGCUGAGAAAGCAACAAAGCUCCAUAUAAUUGAUUUUGGUAUUCUCUAUGGUUUUCAAUGGCCCUGCCUCAUACAUCGUCUCUCAUCUAGGCAUGGGGGACCUCCUAGACUUCGGAUCACUGGGGUAGAUCUUCCACAACCGGGUUUUCGGCCGGCUAAAAGGGUUGAGGAGGCAGGGCGUCGCUUAGCAAACUAUGCUAACACAUUCAAAGUUCCAUUUGAAUUCAGUCCAAUAGCUCAAAAGUGGGACACAAUUAAAAUUGAGGAUCUUAAGAUUGAAAGCGAUGAAGUGCUUGUUGUAAACUGUUUGUACAGGUUCAGAAACCUACUUGAUGAGAGUGUGGUGGUGGAUAGUCCUCGGAAUAAAGUCCUAAACCUGAUAAGAAAAAUAAAUCCCACAGUUUUCAUAUUGGGUAUUGUGAAUGGGACCUAUAAUGCACCCUUCUUUAUCACAAGAUUCCGGGAGGCUCUCUUUCACUACUCUACUUUGUUUGACAUGCUUGAGACAACAGUGCCUCGUGAGAUUCAAGAGAGGAUGCUGGUAGAGAGAGAGCUAUUUGGGCGUGAAGUCAUGAAUGUCAUAGCAUGCGAAGGCGCUGAGAGAAUUGAAAGACCAGAGACAUACAAGCAGUGGCAGGCCCGGAAUUUGAGGGCUGGGUUUAGGCAGCUCCCUUUGAAUGAGGAAAUAAAAAGCAUGACAAAGGAGCGGGUGGCUACAAACUAUCACAAAGAUUUUGUUAUUGAGGAAGAUAGCAAGUGGUUGCUUCAAGGAUGGAAAGGAAGAAUUGUUUAUGCACUUUCUUCUUGGGUUCCUGCUUGUUAAGAAGAUGUUUAUUGUUAGUCAUGAAUGGCAGGAUCCUGGGUUUUCCUCGUAGCCACACUUCACUCUCUCUUUCAAUCGGAUUCUGCUAUCAAGGUUAUGGAAUAGAAUAUUAGCUGCUGAUUAUCGUAUUACUAGGGGGCAUUGAUCCUUUGAAGGCAGCUUCCAUUAGCAGUCAUAGAUUUUCUAGAAGAAAGAGAAGACUAUGUUGCAUGGACAUUGACUUAAGGAGAUAAAUACUUUCAUUAUACAUGAAAAAUGCCGGUCACUACAGUGAGGCCUUGAUGUUGGAUAUGGAACAUGUUGCAAGAGAGGCCUGCAAGAGCCAAAAAUUGGACAACAAGAAACUGGGUAAUGGCUGAAGAGAUGGAACGAACCAAUGAAGUAAGAGAGAGUCUCAUCCACAAAUGCUUAGCACGAGUCCCUUCUCCAUUGUGGGUUCAAUUAUGUGGAGGACUCCUUUGUGGGAUCAAGUAUAUGGCAAGGAAGAAAAGGGUUUGGACCUUCAAGUAUUGCGUUUGAAGGUUACUUGAAAGGAAAAUUUAACUCGUAUAUUUAGUUUGUGAACUCAAUGCAUAUUCAUGAACUUUUAGCUUUGUGCAGAUUCUUCUUCCUAGAUCUUUAGGACAGGAAUCACGGCUACUGCAAAAAAAUUAUCUGGGGAGGAUUAAGAAUCUUAGCCUGUAACUUUGACAUGUUUAGAGUUUAAUCAUGAGUAUAAUUGCCUUGUUAAUGAUUCAAUUAUCUUACUUUAAACUAUAAUGGCAGUGUCUUUUAUCUGCC